Molecule: messenger RNA, 3326 nt
Organism: Owenia fusiformis
Lineage: Eukaryota; Metazoa; Annelida; Polychaeta; Sabellida; Oweniidae
Source: the annotation of a GenBank genome assembly
AUCAGGAAAAACUUUGAAAGUGGGAAUUUUAUUUUUACGGCCACUAAAGUGGUAUUUACUUCAUAUUCCAAGUCGUCUAAAAUGCUGAUUUGUUUAGGAAUCGUAUAAUAGAAGAAUGGACUAUCGACUGACACCAAAGAUGAUGUGGAUUGUAGUAAUCACACUUCUCUUUAUGGAUGUAGCAAAAGCUAUUGGAAUACAUGAGUCAUCCAGUCUAUACAAUUCACUUCAUUAUUAUGAGACGCUUCACCAUGUACAUAUGAAACAUACAAUCACCAAACGUAGUGUAGAGGGCUCACCAACACAUAAAGUUGUAGAGUUUGACAGUCUCGGAAGGCAUUUCAAGCUUUAUCUCCAGCCUAGGAGAGGCCUUCUAAAUGACCAUUUUAAAGUAGUCUCAAUAGAUGGAAAAAACAACGAAAAACUUGUACCAUGGCAGGAGGGAGGUUUCUAUGAAGGUCAUGUAUUUGGUGAGCUUCACUCUGAGGUGCAUGCCUACUGGGAGGGGGAUGCAAUGACGGGAACUAUCACAACUCCAGAUGACACAUAUGUCUAUGAGCCUUCAUGGCGCCAUUUACCUGAGUCUAACAACUAUACCAUGAUAGCUUAUAGACGAAAUGAUCUGAAAAAUAAACAAUCUCAGGGAGGACAAAAUUCUAGUUUCUGUGGCUACGUCCAUGUUGAUCCCAAAGAGGAUGGAGGACACGUUAUAGAAGAUGACAACCAAGGUGAAGCUAGGGAAAAGAGACAAAGCACUUUCACUCCAACGAAGAAUACCUGCCCAUUACUUUUGGUGGCCGACUAUAGAUUCUUUAGGGAAAUGGGACAGAGUAACAUAUAUAGGACUACAAACUAUUUGAUUGGGCUCAUAGACCGCGUUGAUGCUCUCUAUCGUAGGACAGACUUUGACUCUUCAUACAAAGGCAUGGGCUUUGAAAUAAAAGAGAUCCGGGUGCACGAAGAGCCCACUGAGACCAUCAAAAAUGAGGAACAUUAUAACAUGGAGAGAUUAAUAUGGCCAACAAAGCCUUUGUUAGAGGUGUUCUCACGUAAUGAUUUUAGUGCAUUUUGUCUCGCGCAUUUAAUGACUGCGCAGGCAGUAGAAUCGGGAGAUAUAGGCAUGUUGGGCUUGUCUUAUGUUGGUUCCCCUGAUAUCAACACUCCUGGGGGAGUAUGUACAAAAGGGGGCGUGUUAGGCCUAGCGUAUAUCGCAUCACCUCGAUCUUACUCAGUGGGCGGGAUCUGCUCAUCAGCAUAUUUCAAGGGUGGGUACACACUGUACCUGAACACAGGAUGGAGUAGUGCUCUUAAUCGCUAUGGCAAUCGCAUUCUGACACAAGAGGCUGACCUUGUUACAGCUCAUGAGUUUGGUCAUAACUGGGGCUCGGAGCAUGACCCUGAUACUGCGGCCUGUUCACCCGGCUCUUUUGAUAAUGGCAAGUACAUCAUGUAUGCCUACUCAGUCUCUGGAUAUGACACAAAUAAUAAGUAUUUCUCUCCAUGCAGUAAGAGGUUUGUUUCCAGUGUAUUGGAGGCAAAAUCAGAUUUCUGUUUCACACAGAAAGCUGCUAAGUUCUGUGGUAACUCUAAGGUGGAGGAGGGAGAGGAAUGUGAUGCUGGCGUUAAUGGAAAGAAGGAUAUGGACCCUUGUUGUACUCCUAACUGUUAUCUCAGACCAAAUGCAAAGUGCAGUUCUUACAAUACGGUAUGCUGCAUUGGCUGUCAGAUUGCCCCAACUACUGAGGUGUGUCAAGAAGAGGCAGAAAUUGAUGCCACGUGUGAGGGUAAAGCUUACUGUGAUGGGAGAACCACUGUCUGUCCACCACCCAUAAGCAAAGAUAAUGGUACAGAGUGCGUAGAGAAUGGUACUUGUAUAAAUGGGGCUUGCGUGAAUUUCUGUGAGAGCAAAGGAUUGGUGCCUUGUAUAUGUGAUAAAUUGGAGGAAGCUUGUCUUUGGUGUUGUAAAGAAAAAGAAGUAGGCUCAACAUGUACGCCUUACACCAAACUAGAUGGAAAGGCUAUUUUACUAUCUGAUGGAAAACCAUGUGUCCGUGGCUACUGUGAAGCGGGUAUUUGUAAAGAACAAGUUCAAGAUCUGGUCACCAGGUUCUGGAGUAUUAUAGAGCACAUUGAUGUCAAUACAAUAGUCCAAUUUAUGCGUGCUAACAUUGUGGGUACAAUCCUCGUGUUCUCUAUUAUCCUAUGGGUGCCAGCCAGUUGUAUCGUCAGUUACAUUGACAAGAAACGACUAAGGGAAGAGAAAGAUGUAGUUGGCUGGAUGAGUGCUGAGAAUGUCAGUCGUGUCAUGGAGAAAGACCGUCAUCGAGUACGCAGGAUUGAGGGUGUGACCAGGCGUCCAAUGGCAGGAAGUGUUGUGCGACGAAUGGAGCCAGGACCCACAGUAGGGGGUGGUGUUCCCCAUCCUGCUACUGUUGUCUGAAUCUCUGCAUUUAGAUUGGAAAAUCACUAUACAUAUGUACUAUACAUGUGGUAUUUGUCCAUUAAUUACUAGUAUUAGCCUAAUUCAGUACACUUCAUCAAUAAGCUAUAAUUCGUGACUACAUAUUAUUUAUUAUACAAGAAUAAAAUGUAGAUAACUGAAAGUACCAUGAUGGUGAUUUCAUCCCUUAUAAGGCCUACUGGGUUAUGUGGGUAGGUACGCCAGAGUAACAUGGCUAUCAAACAUUGUUGUAUAUACAGUUGAAAUAUCUGUGAUAAUUUAUAAAGUAGAACAUUUGAUCAACAACAAAUCCUGCAAAGAUCCACAAAAUCUAAGAAACUUAAUGUGUGGAAUGGUACACAACUCAAAAUACAGUAUUUUAAAGCUGUAGACUGGGAUUUCAGAAAUAAUAAGCUCUCUCUCUUAUCUCUGAUUAAUGUGUUGACAAUUUACAUUAAAGAAGGUCAGUUCUGCAUUUGAUAUAUGAACUUUAUAUCACUAAGAAUUUGAUGGAUUCUUAAUGAGACAUUAUUAAGUAGGACAAAGUAUAAAUAGCCAUAUCUGUAUCUCAUGAUCAUGAAAAUGUGUGCUUAUAUUCAGUGAUUUUAUCGCACUUUGAAAAAGUACUUUAUUUUGUCUUGAUUGGAGUGCAUGCAUCUGUAACAGCUCCGGUCUCAAUCCCGAAACUGCCACGUAUGAACUGCCCAAUCAAUCAAUCGAGCUCCACACAAAUCAUAUCAAAAUUCGAGAACCGCCGAUCUGUUCAACAUGAAAUUUUUACAGAUAAAAGUACAAAUUACUGAUCUGAUUGGGUGUUAGGUUUUGGCCGUGCUGGGUAAAUUACAUCAUGGCCAUUUUGAUGUUCAAAGUGCGAUAUUUAUCACUG